AUGAAUAUUGAAAAAAGCUCUUAAAAACAUACUACAAGUUCCAAUAGUUCUCGUAGUUCUUCGUAAAUAUAGAGAUUUAAUCUUAUUUAAUUAGUAAACCAAGAUCCAGAUCAAGAUCGAAUAGCCAAAGAAGAGAUAGAAAGACUGAAAAGACUGAAUCCACAGAUGAUAAAUAAGGAAGUGAUUAAAAUGUAAAGAUUGAGUCUAAUCUACCUUAAUCAGCUAGAGGAAAGAGAUAAGUAAGAAAAAUCUAAUAUCAAUUGUUAACCUAUAUUAAAGAUUUACCUAAAAGACCUCUCAAAUGUCCAAAUUAUCCAUAGUAAUUUAGAGAAGUCAAUUUGGUUACCAAUAAUUUUAGUGUUCGAUCUAAAAGAAAUGGAGUUAUUGUUGUUUAUUCAGUGAAGUUUUUACCAUUUAUAGAUCCGUAAUAAAUUUCAAUUAGAUAUUAAGAUAAAAUAACAAUCUAAAGAGAGAAAUUAUUAAAAGUUAAGAAGAGGCCUUGAGAGAAUUCUUAGGACCUUUUGUAUAUUAUAGCAACACUAUUAUAGGAGGAAAAGAAUCUGCAACUUUUAAUUUUAAAUUAGAAAAGCCUAUCAAAUUUGAAGAGUAAAUUUGUUAAAUUAUUAUUUAUAUAGUUAAGAUUACUACUUAGAAAUUAAAAAAGUCAAAGUUAUUAAUAUGCAAGAUUUAGAAAAUCCAAAUCCAAUAGAAGCUGAUAAACCAUUAAUGUUUUUUAACUAUUUGAUUAAAGAUUUCUUCAAAAAUUUAAAAUAUUAAGAACAUGGUAAAACUAGAAAAUUUCAUGUAUAUAAAUAAAAUCUAUUUAUAAUUUUAGGAUAUAUCCAGAAGAUAACCUAUUCCUGAAACAGAAUUAUCUGUGAUUCCUGGAUUUGCUGUGAAUUUUUAAACAAAUGAAUAAGGAUUUAGUUUUAAAAUUGAUAUCAGUCAUAGAAUUAUCAGAACAACUACUGUGUUAUAAUAUAUUGAUUAAAUUUGGAAAGAAUAAUCAAAUAAGUAAAAUAGAGAAUUAUAGAAUUAGAUUACAAAAAGAAGAGUUAAGAAAGUAUGUAGCACAUGUAAUGACCAAAUAAAUGGUACUUGCCAAUUAUGGAACAUAUAGAACAUAUUCAGUUGAUAAUUUAUUAUUUGACUAAAAUACAGCAGAAUUUUCUAUUGAAUUAGCAGAUUCAAAAGGAAAAUAAUAAUUUAUAACAAUGGAUUAAUAUUUUAAAUAAAGAUAUAAUUAUGAUAUUAAGAAUAAGAAAGCUCCUUUAUUAGUAAUUGAAGAUACAAAAACAAAUAGAAAGGUAUAUUUAGUAGCUGAAUUAUGUAUAAUGGCUGGUAUUCCAGAUAAUUUAAAUGAAUUUACAAGAAAAUAAAUAUAAAAAGAAUGUUAAACUAAUCCAAAAGAUAGAUUUGAAAAAAUAAAGAAAAUGUUAUUUGAUUUAAUCAAUCGAUAACCUUAAACAGGAUUAACUAUGUAAAAAUUAAAAGAGGAAUUUGGUAUUGAUAUAAAUAGUGUUCCUUAAUAUGUAAAAGCAAAAUAACUAAGACCACCUAAUAUAGUAUUUGGAAAUUAAAAUGUUAUGCCUUAAGGAGACAAAGAAAACUUUUCAUUUAAUUGUAAUAACUAAUCUGCUUUUAUAAAGAGAUAUGAAGUUAGAAUUGCUAUAAUUUCACCAUUUGAUUUUGAUUGUGAAGAAUUUACAUAGAAUAUUCAUGAAUUAAUAGUAAAAUAUGGAAUUAAAAUGGGUGUACAAACUAAAUGUCAUUAUUUAAGUGGAUAAAGGUAAAAUUAUAUUGCAGAAAUUGAAUAAACUAUAAUGAAAUAUGUACCACAUACUACUAAUAUGAUUGUUAUUGUACUUAAUAGAUACAUGAAAAAUUGUUAUGCUCCAUUAAAAAAAAUGUGUAUGUCUGAAAAAUUUGGUGUUCUUACUUAAAUGGUAUCAACUGAUUCUAUUUCAAAAUAAAAAAAAGGAUUAUUUUCUAUUAUUCAAAAAUUAGCUAUUUAAAUGAUGGAUAAAGUUGGAAAUUGUUUAUGGUCUGUUUAAUUGCCUUAAGUAUCUAUUUAUAUUAUAUUAGAAAUGGCCUGAUAAUACUAUGAUUGUUAGUGUUAUUAUUGAAAAAGGUAAAUUUGCUGGUAUGUUAUCAAGUCUUGAUAAAUCAUAUUCAAGAUAUUAUAGUUAAAUGAGUACAAAAAUUGUUGAAAAAUGUUUAAUUAAAGAUAUUGGAGAUAUGAUGAAAAUAUCAUUCUUGUAAUACAAAUAAGAAAAUGGUUGUUUCCCUCAAAAAAUCAUAUAUUUUAGGGAUGGUUUAAGUGAUGAAUCAAUAUCUCAUCUAUUAUAAUACGAAACUAGAGAAAUUGUUCUAGCUGCAAACUAAUUAUGCUAAUUUGGAGAUUAAAUCAUUAUCAUAAAUAUUCAAAAUACAAAUAUCACUAAAUUAUUUAGAGAAGAACGAGACUAAUAUUUUAAUGCACCAGCUGGAACUGUUGUUGAUAGUGAAAUAACAACAAAAAAUUAUGAAUUUAUCUUGGUUCCUGUUUACAGUUCUAGAGGUUGUCCAAGACCAAUAUUGUAUCGUGUCAUUUAUGAUACAAUUAAAAUACCUAUGGAAUAAUUAUAGGUAUAAUAUUUUUUUAAAGUUUAUAGGAUUUUGUUUAUGGGUAAUGUUACAAUUAUUAAAAUUGGACAGGAUCUAUUAAACUACCUGCUAUUGUUAAGAAUUGUUAAAAAAUGAUCAAAUUUUUAGUAGAAAUUCUAUAAACAGAACCAAUAAAUAAAUUAAGAUCAUCAUUCUAUUAUUUGUGA
Molecule: messenger RNA, 2813 nt
Organism: Paramecium pentaurelia
Lineage: Eukaryota; Ciliophora; Oligohymenophorea; Peniculida; Parameciidae
Source: the annotation of a GenBank genome assembly